This is a messenger RNA of Harmonia axyridis, 1257 nucleotides long. RefSeq names its product lysosomal thioesterase PPT2 homolog (gene Ppt2). The transcript has 5 exons. Gene Ontology annotation, molecular function: palmitoyl hydrolase activity; thiolester hydrolase activity. NCBI's taxonomy places the organism in Eukaryota, Metazoa, Arthropoda, Insecta, Coleoptera, Coccinellidae. Gene Ontology annotation, cellular component: lysosome. The record is from RefSeq and is a predicted model, not a curated record. The coding region runs from base 324 to 1187 and encodes 287 amino acids.
UUCAAACAAUAAAAUAUAAAUUUUAGUCCAUUCAGAUUACAAUAAGUUUUUUUUUCAUAAUAGAAUAUUUCUAAUAACUUUUCUCAUUGGAAAUUUAAAAUAAAGAAAAAUUUUCUAAUGUUGAAAGAUGGCAAUCUUGGAUAGAAAGAACCUUUGAAUUCAGUAACAACAAUAACAAAGAAGUAUUUUAUUAUCUGCUCAAUGUUUAAUCGCACAAUAGUCAAUUAUACCGCACUACCGAACAAUGACCGGAAAUUGAACUGAAAUUCUGCGAUUUACCAUAGUUUUUUCAUAUAAAAUUUAAAGCAAGUGUUACUCUCAACAUGAAAUUAUUUUCCUUAAUUAAAUUUUUGCUUAUCAAUCUCACGUUGAAAGAAUGUUAUUCUUAUAGACCUGUGUUUUUAAUGCAUGGUAUUGUAACUGGCAGCAUAAGUAUGGAUCUCAUAAAGUUACGCAUACAAAAGUUACACCCAGGAACUAUAGUUUACAAUACUAAUAAAUUCAGUGGCUGGUCAAGUGUGGAAAGUAUGUGGUAUCAAGUACAGCAACUGCUUUUAGACAUAAAGAAUAUCACUAAACGUCAUCCUGAAGGAAUACAUCUAUUAGGAUAUUCUCAAGGAGCUCUCUUGGCACGUUCAAUAUUACAAGCAUUUCCAGAGCAUAAUGUUAGAAAUUUCAUUUCGCUAAGUGGGCCACAAGCUGGGCAAUAUGGAACGAAAUUCUUGCAUUUAAUAUUUCCUGGCUUAGCUCUUAAAGAAGCAUAUGAAUUAUUUUAUUCCAGAGUUGGUCAGCACACAUCUGUGGGGAAUUAUUGGAAUGACCCCUUUCAUAAAGAAUUGUAUUAUAAUUACUCUCAAUACCUGCCUUAUAUCAACAAUGAGUUGAAAUCAACAAGAAGUGCUCAGUUCAGAAAUGCAUUGACAAAAUUGAACAAAAUGGUAUUGAUCGGAGGUCCCGAUGACAAUGUUAUAACUCCCUGGGAGUCUAGUCAAUUUGGUUUUUACAAUGAAAACUUGACUGUGGUCAAUCUGAUAAGCCAACCGAUAUAUACUGAGGAUCGAAUAGGAUUAAAAACUUUACACGAAAGUGGACGUUUAGAUCUCAUCACAGUUCCUGGUGUGAACCAUUUUAUGUGGCACCUAAACGUAUCUAUUGUAAAUAAUUACAUCAUCAAUUAUCUUGAUUGAAAACCGAUAUUAUAAAAGUGUUACGAAAGAUAGUACAAAUGAAAUUGACAAAUAUAUUUUAGUAGAAGUA